Molecule: messenger RNA, 2562 nt
Organism: [Torrubiella] hemipterigena
Lineage: Eukaryota; Fungi; Ascomycota; Sordariomycetes; Hypocreales; Clavicipitaceae
Source: the annotation of a GenBank genome assembly
AUUGACAUCACCACAUUGAAGCUCCAAUCAAUCAGCCACAUUAAUCCAACCCACAAUGCCGGCAAGCAGGUUGAUAUCUAGCAGCUCACGCUUUGUCUGCCGCGGCUGUACCAAGCGAAAGGCACACCGAUUCUACAGCUCGGCUGCAUCGCCAGAGAUCUACGAUGUCGUCUGUGUCGGCGGCGGCCCAGCCGGCCUCAGUCUGUUGACGGCACUACGUGCCAACCCCGCCACUUCUCGCCUCCGAGUCGCCCUUGUUGAAGCCCAAGAUCUCGCCAAAACUGCAUCCUUCUCCCUCCCCUCAACACAAUUCUCGAACCGAUGCAGCUCACUGACACCCUCUUCGGCACAUUUCCUCAACGAUAUCGGCGCUUGGACACACCUGAAGAGAGACCGAGUGCAAGAAUACCACGAGAUGUUUGCCUGGGAUGGACUUACAGAUGCCCGCAUCGAGUUCGAAUGGCCCGACAAGAAUACCACUCAAAGCCCGGUCAUCGCUUACAUGACCGAAAAUCUCAACCUCACUUCCGGCCUGCUGAAGCGCAUACAUGAGCUGGGAGGUAUUGAUAUCUUUGAUAACUCCAAGGUCGAGAACAUUGGCCUUGGUGAGGAGACUGAAGAUCUCGACCUCAGCAGCUGGCCUGUCCUCCAUCUAUCGGGAGGUCAGUCGCUCGCUGCCCGCCUUCUUGUUGGCGCCGACGGCGCAAACAGCCCUGUCCGCGCUUUCGCUGGGAUUGAAAGCCGCGGUUGGGAUUACGGUCGCCACGGUGUGGUCGCGACACUGGAGCUUGAGGGCGAAGGCUGGGGUGGCUUAAACAGCAAGGCUGCCUACCAGCGCUUCCUGCCUACCGGCCCCAUUGCCAUGCUGCCUAUGCCUGGAAAGUAUGCCACACUUGUCUGGUCUACAACGCCAGAGAAUGCGGCUAUUCUCAAGAAGCUGGCUCCAAAAGACUUCAUUGCUCUGGUCAAUGCGGGUUUCCGAUUAGGCGCUGUAGACGUCGCAUUUAUGCACACUCAGCCCACUGGUCAGGAGGACGAGUUGAGCUGGAGACUACAGCACACUGCUGUUGAUGAACAUUCGGUUCCCCAGACCGUUGUUGGUGUCCAGGAGGGAUCCGUCGCAUCAUUCCCGCUCAAGAUGCGUCACGCAGACACAUAUAUUGGCGAGCGUGUUGCGCUUGUUGGCGACGCUGCCCACACAAUUCAUCCCCUCGCUGGUCAAGGUCUCAACCAGGGCCAAGGUGACGUCCAGAGCCUUGUCAAAACCAUCGAGUAUGCUGUCACACACGGUCAGGAUCUCGGCAAGCAAACGUCCCUAGAAUCAUACAACAGCGAGCGAUAUGCCGCCAACCACGUUCUCCUUGGCGUGUGCGAUAAACUUCACAAGAUUUACGCCGUCGAGAGUGGCCCUCUUGUUCCCCUCCGCUCUCUCGGCUUAAAGGCUGUCAACAGUCUUGGUCCUCUCAAGAACUUCUUCAUGGAGCAAGCUUCUGGCACCGGUCUCAAGAUGUUUUAAAACGCUUCCCUUAUGUAGCUCACCGAUGUACUCUUCUGUGUAAUUUUAUACUUUUCGGCCAGCUGGUGCCGCGGACGCUAGCAGUUCAUGCUUCUUCAUGUUUGUUAUUAAUAGAACCGAGAUAAAACAAAAAAGGGAUAGUUUAAGUUAAAAGGAAUUAAGCAAAACUUGCAUUUGGAGUAUAUACUUUAAUUCUCCUAGCCAGCUAUGACUACAGACAAAAGAAAAAGAAGACUUUGAUAACCAUUCUACAUGACUUAUUCCACCUCCUUUACACCCGUUUAUCGAUCGACCUCACCAAACACCAAAUCCAUAGUACCAAUAACAGCGACGGCAUCAGCCAACAUGUGGCCCUUGGCGACGUGGUCGAAACCGCCCAAGUGAGCGAAACCGGGGGCGCGGAUGUGGCAUCUGUAGGGGCGCUCGCUGCCGUCACUUACGACGUAGACACCCAUCUCGCCCUUGGGGGCCUCGAUGACGGAGUAUGUCUCGCCAGGGGGCACAGCGUAACCCUUGGUGUAGAGGAGGAAGUGGUGGAUGAGAGCCUCCAUGUUCUCCUUCAUGGCAGAACGGGGAGGGGGAGAGACCUUGUAGUCCUCGACGCGGACAGGGCCGGCAGGCAUGUCGUUGAGGCACUGGUGGAUGAUGCGAAGAGACUGGCGGAACUCCUCCAUACGGCAGAGAUAACGGUCGUAGCAGUCACCGUUGGUGCCGACAGGGACGUCAAAGUCGACCUUGUCGUAAGCAUCAUAGGGCUGGCUCUUGCGGAUAUCGUAGGGGACACCGGAGCCACGAAGCAUGACACCAGUGAAGGAGAGGUUCAGGGCUUCGGCGGCAGAGACGACACCGACACCGCGGAGACGUUCGAUCCAGACACGGUUAUCCGUCAACAUCUCCUCGGUCUCGUCGAUUCUGUCACCGAACUGAGUAGCCCACUGGUAGAUAUCGUCGAGAAGGCCAAUGGGGAUAUCCUGGUGGACACCGCCAGGGCGGACGUAGGCGGCGUGGAGUCGGGCACCAGAGACACGCUCGUAGAAUUCCUAUAA